This is a messenger RNA of Bombina bombina (fire-bellied toad), 21783 nucleotides long. It is a transcript of the gene USH2A, whose product is annotated as usherin. The record is from RefSeq and is a predicted model, not a curated record. Bases 1 to 21678 code for a protein of 7225 amino acids. Lineage: Eukaryota; Metazoa; Chordata; Amphibia; Anura; Bombinatoridae. The transcript is spliced from 85 exons. Gene Ontology annotation, molecular function: protein binding.
AUGUUUUUUCUUGUCUGGACAUAUAAACUAGAUCAUCUUUUCCAUGUUCUGGAAUGUAUUUUGGUAGGUUAUUAUAUUUACCUACCUAUAGUCAAAACUCAAGGAUAUUUUCCAAAGCUUGAGAAUGUAGGAGGAUUUAAACCUGUUACCAUAGUGCCACUUAAUGCCACGUGCGGGUUGCCAGAGAGAAGUGUUUUUUGUCACAGAGACACAGACCUUAAAAGUAUUCAUAAUUGCCCUCAACUACUGUGUAUUCAAGAAUGUCCAUACAGAUCUAGCUCUCCAUCCUAUCACCAACUCCUUAACCAAAGUCGCAACACCUGCAUAAAAAAGGACAAAGAUGACUUGCAUCCUGGAUCUGAUGGCUAUUCCACAAGUUAUAUAUUUUUUGAUCACAAGGACUGUUUUGUUACUUCACCUAAUCUAAGUGUUGGAAGUUCAUUUACACUGAGCGUAUGGUUGAAACCCGAGAGACAAAAUGUAAUGUGUGUGAUAGAAAAGUCUGCUGAUGGACAGAUUGUGUUCAAACUCACAAUCUCGGAUAAAGAGACCGUGUUUUAUUAUCGCACAGUAAAUGGUUUGCAGCCUCCUAUAAAAGUAAUGACACAAGGGAGAUUUUCUGUGAAGAAAUGGAUUCAUCUUAGUGUGCAGGUGCAUUACACCAGGAUCAAUUUUUUUAUUAAUGGAUUAGAGAAAGACCAGACUGCAUUUGUCUCAAGAAACCUAAGUGAUUCCAUAUCUGAUAUCACUGAUAAUAGCAUCAUCUUACUUGGACAAAACAUCAAUGGGAUGGACCAGUUUAUUGGAAGAAUGCAAGAUUUUCGAAUGUAUCAGGUUGCCCUUACAAACAGGGAAAUAAUGGAAGUAUUUUCCAAAGAGUUCCCAUACCUACAUGUACAGUCAGAGUGCCGUUGCCCCAGCACUCACCCACACAUACAUAGUUUGGAACAAAGAUACUGCAUUCCUAAUUAUGCUGAUAAUAUGGCCAAAGACAAGACUCUGAGAUUAAAUGCUGAUGCACAUCCAGCGUCUUAUAUCAAUGAUAAUAAUCUUGGAACCACAUGGAUUUCUUCCCUAUCUUUAACAUCAGAUGUUAGGAAUGUCAUCACUAUUACAUUUGACCUAGUCAACGGACAAUAUCAGGUUUUUUAUAUCAUUCUUCAGUUUUAUAGCUUUCUUCCUUACGCUUUAAAAAUUCAAAGGAAAACACACAGAUAUUCUGAAUGGGAAGACUGGCAGUAUUUCGCAACUGAUUGUCAAUUCUUUGGAAUGGAGAACAAUGGAGUUUUAGAAUAUUCUGAUUCUAUUAAUUGUCUACAGCUCUCUAGGGCUACCCCUUUUUUUCGCAAAAAUGUGACUUUUAGUCUUCUUACUCCUGAACCCAACCAUCGCCCAGGAUACAAUGAAUUUUUCAAUACACCCAUUCUUCAAGAGUUUGUUAAAGCUUCCUUUCUCAGAAUUCAGCUGUUUAGUCACAAUGAUACAGAGUGGUCUGAUCUUUCGGCUAUCAAUUUGCGGCAGAGAUACUAUGGCAUUGAUGAAAUCACCAUCAGUGGAAGGUGUAAUUGCUAUGGACAUGCUAAAUCAUGUGACAUAAGCCGCACCCCUUAUCAAUGCCACUGUGAAAUAUCAACUCAUACUGAUGGAGAAAACUGUGAUCGUUGCUUGCCACUCUUUAACGACAAACAUUUUCACCAAGGUGAUCAAGUUAAUGCAUUUAACUGCAGACUCUGCCAGUGCAAUAACCACUCAUUCAGCUGUCACUAUAAUAUCACGCUGGACCCAUAUCCAUAUGACCACGAGAAAGGAGGAGGUGGAGUUUGUGACAAUUGUUUGCACAACACUACAGGAAGGCACUGUGAACUGUGCAAGGAUUAUUUUUAUCGACAAGUUGAUACCAAUCUUUCUGCCAUUGAUGUCUGCAAGCCCUGUGAUUGUAAUGAGGCUGGUACAGUUAACAGAAGCCUUCACUGUGAAAAGAUUGGAGGACAAUGUCAUUGCAAGAAACAUGUGUCAGGCAGACAGUGUAAUCACUGCAAGCAUGGCUUCUUUAAUCUUCAGCGAUCAAAUUGUUUCGGCUGCCGUCCAUGCAAAUGCAACACUUCUGGGACAGUAAAUGGAGAAGUGAAAUGUCACCAAACCUCAGGCCAAUGCAAGUGCAAACCAAACGUCACUGGUCUUCAAUGUGAUCGCUGCAACUUGGGAUUUAAACAAGAUAUAUCAGGAAAUAGGAGUUGUAUACCCUGCAAGUGCAAUUCAUAUGGCUCCAUCAAUCAGUUCUGCAAUCCUAUCAAUGGACAGUGUAAAUGCAGGGAACACGUCAAAGGAGUAGACUGUGACACAUGCAUUGACAGUUAUUAUGGUUUGGAUUCCGCUGGCUGUAAACAUUGUGAUUGCAAUAAAGAGGGAAUUAUCCCUGAAACAGUUUGUGAUGCUGUGACAGGUCAGUGCGUUUGUCGGCCUUAUAUUGGUGGAAGACAGUGCAAUGAAUGCUUGGAUGGUUUUUAUAAAAUACUAGAAGACAAUUCUAUGAUGUGCAUUCCUUGUAAUUGUGAUGUCUCAGGGACAAUAAACCACUCUCAAUCUUGUGACAAAACAACAGGUCAAUGUUUCUGCAAAGCUGGUGUAACUGGCCAACAAUGCAAUCUAUGCAAGCCUCAUAUGUACAAUCUGACCAUUGGCUGUCAUUACUGUGACUGUGACCCCCUUGGGACAUUAGCAAACACAGUGUGUGACCAAGUGAAUGGGCAAUGUGAAUGCCUUCCAAAUUAUCAAGGAAGAAGAUGUAACCAGUGUCUGCCAGGUUUUUAUUCAUCCAGUCUCCAUGGCAUGGCGUGCAUUUCAUGUUCUUGUCACACAAAGGGGGCCGUUAAUAAGAUCUGCAAUUUUACAAAUGGUCAGUGCACCUGCAAAGAUUUGACUGUAAAUGGACAAAAAUGUGAUCAAUGCAGUGCCUUCUUCUUUGGAUUUGACUCCAGCAAAGGAAGUUGCCAACCAUGUAAUUGCAAUCCAGCCGGCUCAACUAAUGGAACGUGCCAUUCUCUAACUGGCCAAUGUUUUUGUAAAGAAUUUGUACAAGGUUACAAGUGUGCUGAUUGUACUGAAGAUGCUAGCAGUCUGGAAGAACAGAACCCAUAUGGAUGCAGCAAAACUCCCUUCCAACAGCCACCACCUAUUGGACAUGUUGUUAAUAGCACUGCUAUCAGACUUAUGUGGCACCCGCCAGAUUCGACCAAUACCAAUAAAAUGACCUAUGUGUUGUACCGAAAUGAACAGGAAAUCUUUACCACUACAGACUUCCAUCCAUUCAGUUUUCAGGAUUAUACAGAUACAGCUUUAGUGCCUUAUACUGUCUAUUCUUACCAUGUUGAUGCAAAAAAUGUGCAUGGUUUAACCAGAAGUACCAAUGUGUUUUACCAAACAAAAGCUGGAUCACCAAUUGGAGACAUAAAUUUAUAUCUUGAUUAUCCGGCUGGUCCAUUCUCUGCCUCAUUGCACUGGAUAUUCACUUCAAAUGAUUCAAGUCCUAUAGAGAGAUUCAUAUUAACUCACACAUCAAUAAAAUCAUCAGAACCUAAUGUGUCUUAUGAAGGACUUAAAUCAUCAAUGACAGUUCACAAUCUGGUCCCUUUUACAAAGUAUAACUUUUUUGUCCAAGCAUGUACUGUUGAAGGAUGUCUGCAAAGUAAACCAGUCACAGUAAUAACAGCUCAAGCGCCUCCAGUAUUUCAAGAACCACCAGUUAUGAUAAACACCAGCUCUUCUGAAAUUCACUUACAGUGGGCUGCACCCUUACAUGCAAAUGGAAUUAUUAUAAGAUAUGAACUGUACAUGAGGAGUAUCACACAAUCAGACGAUAAUCCUAUUCAGUCCGAAAAGCGUGUAUUUCAGGCAAGUGGAUGGCUCAAUCCUCAGCCAGUUGUGGAGUCUCAAAAUGAAAAUGCCUUGAUGCCACCUCCUACCAAUACAGUUGUCACUAACUUAGAACCAAAUACAAAAUAUGAGUUUUGUGUUGUGUCAGUUAACAUGGCUGGCAGUAUAUCUUCAGAAUGGAUAACUAUGAAAACAGAAGAAUCUGAGCCUGUCUUUAUGCCACCUCCAUCAGUAUUUCCACUUUCAUCAACAUCUCUGAAUGUGUCCUGGGAAAAACCAAACAACCGCAUGGCAAGAGGAGAAAUUACUGGGUUUACAAUCAAUGUCAUAUCACAGGAUAUUCCUGACAAUUCCCAUACAGGGGAAACCUCAGAGGUAUUAUAUGUGGCGGAAAAUCAUGAAUUAUUUCACAUAGUGACAGCCUUAAAAGUAUAUCACAUAUACGUCUUCACAAUAACCCUCUGCAAUAAUGUUGGUUGCGUGACUAGUCGUCCGGGCAUGGGACAGACCUUAGCUGCAGCCCCAGGAAAUAUACAUGAGCCUUCAGUGACUGGAAUCAACAGCACAACAAUGAGAAUUUCAUGGGCUUCACCCCUGCAGCUCAAUGGCCCUUCCCCGACUUACCUGCUUGAGAGGACAGAUCCAUCGUUCACUAUAACAAGUAAAACAGACUUCAUAAAAGGAAUUCAUUUUCCAGGAAAUGGUUAUCUCAAGUUCUCAUCGUCUACACUGCCAGAGAAUACUUAUUUUACAGGUAUUAAAAUACAAUUCAGAACCAAGGAACUAGAUGGGUUGAUUCUCUGUGCAGUGUCAGCUGGAAUGCAAGACGAAUACAUAGCACUACAAAUAAGAAACGGACGUCCUUAUUUCCUAUUUGAUCCACAGGGAUCAGCAGUGGCAGUUAGCCCAACUAAUGAUGAUGGAAGACUUUAUAAUGAUAAUAAAUGGCAUCAGAUUGUAGCUACAAGAAAUCAGGCCACAGGUUACAUAAGAGUGGAUGGAAGAUAUACAGGUUCUUCAUCAGCCCUAAGUGGCAGUACUAUUAUUGGCGAAAACACUGGGGUUUAUAUUGGAGGAUUUCCAAAGGACUUUGUGUUAAGAAGAAGUGACACAGGGGAUGCAAAAAUAACAAAAAAGAGUUUUGUUGGUUGCCUGGGUGAUAUUUUUAUAAAACAAAGGGAAAAUCUUCAGGAAAUUUGGGAAGCUUUGGAUUGGGAGCAAGCAGAAUUAAAGCUUAAUGUAUAUGACAAAUGGGAAGGAUGUCCUGAGAAUCUGCAUGAAGGUGUACACUUUCUUAGCUUUGGUUUCCUUGAGCUUUUCCCAUCGGUAUUUCCUGAAGGCUCAGACUUUGAAUUAUCAUUUAUGUUUAAAACUGAUCAACUGAAAGGAAUUCUCCUAUUUGUCUACGAUACUAAUGGACCUGAUUACCUUCUUGCACAACUGGACAAUGGAAUUUUAAGUUCUAAACUUAAAAGCAAUUCUGUUCCUAUUCAAUUAAACCUUUGGGCAGGACUUUCUUACUGUAAUGGAAAAUGGAACAAAGUAACUUUAAAAAAGGAAGGAUCCAUAUAUUUAAUACAACUCAAUAAUUUGAUAGAACGGUUUGAAGGACUGAGUAUCCUGCAGUCAAAAAUACAUCUAAAUUCUAAUGUAUAUAUCGGGGGUGUCCCAGAUGAUAUUCAAGAGCUCUUUCCAGAUCUUGAUUUGCAACAUGGUUUUGGGGGAUGUAUAAAGGACACACAAUUUAUAGAAGGUUUGUUUAUUAACUUUGCAUCUGUAUCCAGAAGUGCUGUCAGAGUCAUUCUAGAGGGAUGCCCAGCAACAGAUAGUUUGGUUAACUGCAGAGGAAAGGACUCUGUUAUUGUGUAUCAAGGAAAAGAGGAGACUGUUUAUGAGCGUGGCCUACAGUCCUUUACAGAAUAUCUGUACAGAGUGACUGCUUCAAAUGAAAGAGGAUCAGGAACUAGUAGCUGGAGUCGAGGACGUACAAGAGCAGUAGUUCCAGAAAAUUUGAAAAUUCCCUUAAGAGUUCUCAACAUAAAUGCACACAGCGUGGAGGUUACCUGGGACAGACCUUCUGGGGUCACAGGAGUAAUUGAGCAGUACAUUUUGAAAGCAUAUCCUGAAAACAGUCCAAAUAUAUUUACCAGCAAUGCUUCAUUUCCUGAUAACAACAUUGCUAGUGGAACCGUGAGUGGCUUGCAACCCUUCACUAUGUAUGCUGUAACUGUAUCUGUGUGCACUUCGGCUGGGUGCAGUGAAAGCUCACAUGCAUUGAACAUCUCAACUCUUCAAAAAGCUCCAGAAGAAAUGCAAGCCCCUCUUGCUUUAUCCUUUCCUGAUUCAUUAUAUUUACAUUGGCUACCACCAAAAAAGCCAAAUGGAAUCAUAAUUCAGUACAUUUUAUAUAUGAAUGGAAACCAGAUAUAUAUUGGGAAUGCAACAGAGCAUAAUGUAACUGCAUUGGAAACAUUUACACCACACCAGUUUCUGCUUAUUGCCUGCACAACCGUUGGCUGUACAAACAGUUCCCAGGUCACCUUGUUCACAGCACAGCUGCCACCAGCCUAUGUUUCUCCACCAGUACUAACAGUUUUGAAUUCUACAAGUUUAUAUGUCCAGUGGGAAAAACCCAAACAAAUCAAUGGAAUUCUUGAUUGUUAUAUGUUACAUAUUUCAAACAAUUUGAACAAUAGAAGCUCAUGGAAUACUAUUUACAAUAGCUCUGAACUUUUUGUAGAUUACACUAUUCAUAAACUCAUUCCUGGUACAAAAUAUUUUGUCAAAAUAAGUGCGUGUACAAAAGGAGGAUGUGCCACUAGCGACUACAGCAUGGCUAUAACAGAAGAAAGCUUACCACAAGGAAUUCCAGUGCCCAACAUUUAUUCUUACUCAACUGACUCUUUUAACAUCUCAUGGUCUGAGCCACAACAUCCAAAUGGUAUUUUAACAGAGUAUGGCUUGUAUAUGGAUGGAAUUUUAAUGCAGAAUUCUUCACGUAGCAGUUACUUUGUUGAUGGACUGUCUCCCUGGAGUAAAUAUUCCUUUAGGCUUCAAGCAUGUACUGCAAAAGGCUGUGCCCUAGGUCCAAAAGUUGAGGCAUAUACUCAGGAAGCCAAACCGGAAGGAUUUGUACUAGUGCAUGCAAUCACAGAGGGGCCACGUGGAAUACAGAUAAAAUGGCAAGGGCCAGAGAACCCCAAUGGGCAACUAACUUAUGCUGUCAUUUUUAAUGGAUUAUUUUAUGAAAUGAAAGGCGAUGAUAUCUAUGCAGUUAUCAAUGAGCAGAGAGUAUUACACAGCAGUAUUGAUAAAAAUAAAUGGGUCUUUAUCGGUGGCCUAAUUCCAUAUUCUAACUACAGCAUCCAUGUGAACGCUUCCAACAACCAAGGCUAUGUAAUAAGUGAUGAAAUCAUAUUAACUAUGCCAUCUGGAGCUCCAGAUGGUGUGUUGCCUCCAAGGCUUUCAUCUGCCACUCCGACCAGUCUUCAGGUUGUUUGGUCUACACCAGUCCGCAAUAAUGCUCCUGGCUUGCCCUGCUACCGACUCCAGAUGAGGACCACAAAAUCAACCAAUGAAACGAUAGAAUUAUUAUCUGGUCCCAGUGCUUCCGUAUCUCAUGCAAUUAAAGAUCUACAGCCAUUUACCAAAUAUCAACUAAGAAUAGUUGCAUCCAAUAAAUAUGGAGACACCAAUAGCAAAUGGGUUACUAUGUCUACAAAAGAAGACAAACCUGGAACAAUAGAUCCACCUCUACUCUUCAGUGCAAAAUCCAGGUCUCUAAAUAUUACUUGGUACCAUCCCAAAAAACCCAAUGGCAUCAUCACACACUACAAUAUUUAUCAAAAUGGAAGUCUAGAAGGGAUCAUUCCUGGGAAUUCCUCAGAAUAUGAAAUUCUUAAUCUGAAUCCACACACAGUAUAUGGAUAUCAUGUUGAAGCAUGCACAUCUGCAGGAUGUUCAGUAUCUUUGAAGUCCAUAUAUAUGACGCUUCCUGAUGCACCUAGUGGUGUACAAGCACCUGACCUCUACUCAGAUUCUCCCACAUCUGUCACAAUAAGAUGGACAUCUCCACUUUAUCCAAAUGGGUUGAUAGAAAAUGUCACAAUUGAAAGGAGGCUAAAGGGAGCAGAGGAAGUGAAUGAGCUAGUGACUUUACCAUUGAGUAACCCAAUGCACUUCACAGACCAAACAACUGACGUAAGCCCUUGGAAAACAUAUGAAUACAGGAUAGUAAUGUCAACUGUUAAUGGUGGGAAAAAUGCCAGUGCUUGGGCUGAGGUAACAACGAGACCAUCCAGGCCUGGUGGUGUGGAGCCUCCUGAAGUAAUUAUCUUAAGCCCGUGUAGUGCCAAGGUGAGUUGGAAAAUUCCAAUCAUGCAAAAUGGAGAUAAACUAAACUAUGAGAUUCGAAUGCCUGAUCCGAGGAUUUCUAUAGUUAAUACUACAAUGCUAAGCUAUACUGUGACAAAUCUUAUUCCAUAUACUAACUAUUCUGUGACCAUUGUGGCUUGCUCUGUUGGUGGAAUUUAUCAUGGAGGAUGUACAGAAAGUCUACCUACGUAUGUCACCACUGAUCCGACAAUCCCUGAGGGUAUUAGUCCUUUGUCAGCGACGCCAAUCAGCGAGACAGUUAUUGCUAUCUCAUGGCAGCCUCCUUUAAGACCUAAUGGACCAAAUUUAAGAUAUGAACUCCUGAGACGUAAAAUCCUGCAACCACUUGCAUCAAAUCCCCCUGAAGAUUUAAAUCUGUGGCAGAAUAUUUACUCAGGAACUCAGCGGUUUUAUGAAGAUAAGGUUCUUAGCAGGUAUACUUCAUAUGAAUACAGACUGAUAGUGCAUAACAUGGUAGGAUAUUCAAUUAGUGCUGAUGUGGUGGUAACAACAAUGGCUGGAUAUCCCAUAAGAGGAAGCAAUGCUACUGCACUGGCUAUUAAUCACACUGCUAUAGAGGUUGAAUGGACCAAGCCCACUUUGCAAGAUUUGCAGGGGGACGUUGAACUUUAUACUCUGGUCUUGAAAUCAUCCAAGUCUAACAAGUCUCUGACAUUUCAAGCAGAUGUGAACCAUUUCAUAAUUGGUGACUUGUAUCCAAAUACAAAAUAUCAACUAUAUCUUCAAGUUUUCAAUGGGGCUCAUAGUAUAAAUAGUGACUUGGUCCAUGUGACUACACUGGAUGGAGCGCCUGAAGGCAUGUUCCCCCCAGAGGUUGUCACCAUCAACAGUACAGCUGUACAAGUCAUCUGGACACCGCCUUCAAACCCAAAUGGUUUUGUCAAAAGAUAUUCCAUCUAUGUAAAUAAUAAGCUAUACAAUACUGAAAGGAAAACACCAAUACCAUUUAUCCUGGUGGACCUGCUACCAUUUGUAGUGUAUAAUAUACAGGUGGAAGCGUGCACAACAUAUGCAUGUAUAAAAAGCAAUGGUACUCAAAUUGCAACCCUUGAGGAUAAACCAACUAAAAUGCUACCACUCAAUGUCAGCAACAUACAAUCAAGGUAUAGGAGGAUACUUCAUGAUCUUUUGGACUGGGCGGUGAUGAUUGGUGCUAUAACUAAGUCAAAUUUUGAGUUUCUGUUGGUUGAACAUUCUAUUGUACCAAUUUUCCAUUACCUCCCAAAGAUCCAUAAGAGUAUGACCUCGCCUCCAGGACGCCCCAUAGUUGCGGGCAUUGGUUCAUUGAAUGAACCAUUAAGUGCCAUGAUAGACACUCUACUACAACCUAUUGUAUUGAGUCUUAGGAGCUAUAUCAGGGAUACGACAGAAUUCAUUAAACAGAUUGAGCAAGUGGAAUGGUUGGAUGACCAUAGCAUUGUCCCCAUUGAUGUUGUGUCCCUCUAUACCUCCAUCCCUCAUGACAAGGGCGAUGAUUCGAUAAUAGAUGACUUUUUUGAUUAUCUAUCUGACAAUCAUCAGAACCUGCGGUUUACUAUGAACACGAGUAGAAAGGAAAUGCCUUUCCUUGAUGUGCUAAUAAAACCUAAUAUUGACACACAUAGCAUAGGAGUAGAGUUAUACAGGAAGGAGAGUGCAGGAAAUACCCUUCUGAUGGCUAAAUCUAACCAUCCAAGACAUGUUAUAAAGGCCAUACCAAAAGGCCAGUACAUGAGGACAAAAAGAAACUGCAGCACUACAGAGGCAUACGAAGCACAUUCAGAGAAAACUACAGAACGUUUUUUAGAGAGGGGAUAUAAAAUACAGGAUCUAAAAGAGGCCAAGAAACAAGUAGAUUCCAUGGCUAGACAAGAGAUGAUUAAAGGCAAAUGGAGGGAAAAGGUUGAUUACCAGCAGAGACCUGUGUUUAUUACAAUGUAUAGCAAAGAGUAUAAUGACAUCUGUCAAAUUAUUAAAAAGUCCCUCCCUAUUCUUAGUGUUGAUGAGACUAUGGAUAAGAUCAUAGAGGGAGGAUGUAAAUAUGUGACACGUAAAUUGAGAACAUUGGCCAACAUUCUUUCCCCAUCAAUGCUUCCCACAAGUACUACAGAUAAUUGGCUCACACCUAAGAAUGUUUUUUUCCACUGUGGAAGUAGAAAAUGUACAUCAUGUUCAUAUGCCACAUUGGGUGAUACCUUUAAAUCUACAGGUGACGAAAAGUCUUUCAAAAUUAAAGAGUACAUAAAUUGUAAUACUUCGUACGUGAUAUAUUUACUCACGUGCAAACUUUGCAAUAUAAAGUAUGUUGGUCAAACGACCAGAACCCUGAAAACUAGAAUUUUGGAGCAUUUGAGGUCAAUUGGAGAUGAGAAUUCAGACACUCCAGUUGCCCUGCAUUUUAAGAAUGAACACAAUGGGAACAAAAGUCUACUAAGUUUUCAGGCUGUUCAGGAUGAUAUCCUGACUUUGGAAACUGAGGUUGACAACAAUGCUGUCGCCCCCAAUCUCACUUAUAAAGAACGCAUGGCUAUUAAGUCUUUAAGAGAUGACUGUGAUAUUGUCAUAAAAAAUGCAGAUAAGGGCGGCAGCAUUGUUGUCAUGGACAAGAGUUAUUACUUUGAGGAAGCACUCAGCCAGCUCAAUAAUGAUAAAAUAUAUCGUAGACCAAUAGUCUCUGGCAUUGGUUCCCUGUUUGAACCCCUGGGAGCAUGGAUUGACACCAUCUUACAACCCAUUGCCAGGGGACAGUUGAGCUUCCUGGAGGAUAACUCACAUUUACUUAGAAAAUUGGCUCAAAUCCAGUGGAAGGACCAAUAUACUUGGAUCGUAGUGGAUAUCUCAUCCUUAUACACCUGUAUCCCACAAUUUAUGGGGGUUUCAAUUGUUGAAUCGUUUCUGGACAAAGACAUGAACUUUGAUGAUGCCACACGAAUGUAUGUUGGCGAUGUCUUGAGAUCAGCACAGAUUGAAUGGUCACCACCAGGGGAGCCAAAUGGCAUCAUUCUUGGCUACAAUCUCAUUCGCAGAACCUUAAACCCAUGUGUGAAUGUACAGAAAUCUGUAAUGGACCAAGGUGACCAAUCAUGCUCAUUUCUAAAGUGCAGAAUUUAUGAGGAGGCCUGUGGAGGUCUGUGCUAUAAUCCACAGAACCAGAUUGUAAAAGACACAACUCAUGUGCUCUCUAGACUUGAAGACGUGACUUGGGAGUCGGGAUACAGCUGGAUUACCAUCGAUGCUGUGUCCCUGUACUCCUCUAUACCUCAUGAGUGUGGCCUAAAAGCAGUAUCUUACUUUUUGAGAAUGGAGACUGACCUCUCCCUUGAGCAUAGGGAUGUGGGCCUGAGUUUCACCUUUGAGUGGAAUCAGACUAGUGUCAACUACCUGGAUGUGACCCUCAGUUUUGAUGCUUCAACUAGGGGGGUGUCCUCAUCUCUUUAUAGGAAACCUAUUUCCGGGAACACGCUGUUGCAUGCCAGAAGCAGUCACCCCCGGCAUGUUUUUAAAGGCAUUGCUAAAGGCCAAUUCAUGCGGAUUAAAAUAAAUUGUUCACGGGAAAAGGAUUUCCUUAAAGAGAGUGAGGUACUAAAAUCUAGAUUGAAGGACAGGGGGUACCCCAAGAAUUUGUUCAACAGGGCCUUCUCUGAGGUAUCGGCUAUGGACAGAAAAAGUGUCCAUGGACGGCAAAGAGAAAACAAAUUAAUGCAUCAUCCUUCUUCUAAGUUUAAACCUACCCUGGUUACGGCAUUUUCUAAUCAGUUCGACAAAGUUUGCAAGGUAAUCGAGAAGAAUUUGCCUAUUCUCCGUGGUGACAUGGUUUUAAGGAAAAUUAUGGAUGAUGGUUGUAAUUUCAUUUACAAGUGUAAUUUAACCUUGGGUAACAUCUUGUCCCCUAGUAUGCUGCCACAAAAGGAUAGUGGUAGCUCCUGGCUGAAGGUGUGCUGCAAUGAAGUGUUGCAUAACAGAAAGGCUGGAUACGAAUGCUGUGAGGAUAAGUACAUACAAUACGCCUUCAACUCUUCAGUAACUUGUUGUGGUGGCCAAAUUCACAUGGUUCUGGAAGAGCAUCAGUGCUGUGGAGGAUAUUAUACAAAAGUCAGACCAGGAGAAAUUUGCUGCUAUAAUAGACAAGAGAACAGAGUGUCUAUUGGAAAUGGAGAUUUGUGCUGUGGAGAUGUUCCAUUCUCAACAUCUAGAAAUCAAAUUUGUUGUGGCGAGACCCUACACAAUGUCUUCAAUCAACAGUGCUGUGGUGGGAAGAUAAUAGGACAGGAUGUUGUUUGCUGUGGUGAUAAGGAAAAAGGGGAAACCUACAAGCAGACUACUGCUUACCCUCAUAAUCUCUUCACCAUGCCUCACGUGUCCAGGAGACAAGGGAAGACCCCCACUGUCACCAAAAAGACUGUUUAUGACCAUUUUACUGAAUCCGGUAAAGAACCUAAUUUAGUUCCCAAUGAGGAGUUAAGUGACCCUGAAUCACUUGAUGCUGAAUCUCACUCGAGAAAUCCAAUGCUCCUCUGCGGAACUGAAGAAGGAAAUUUCAGAGAUUGUGAAAGAGCCGAAGCACUUGAGCGAAAACAAGAUGAUCUAGUAGUAAAUCAGACGAACCUGCUGACUUACUCUGAAACUCUAGCAAACCAGAUGAUUCAACUUGAAUUUAAAAUGGCGGACAUUGAGGACAGAUCCCGCAGAAAUAACAUCAGGUUUAGAGGCAUCUCGGAGACUGUAGAGACCACUGACCUACAUUCUUUCCUGAGGGAACUGUUUGCAGAACUUGUUGGUUCCCCAGAAGGGUUAACUGAUACAAUGGAAAGAGCCCACAGAGCUUUAAGAUCGCAAUCUGUUCCUGCUGAAAAACCAUGGCAUGUAAUAGUCUGCUUCCAUAGUUAUAUUUAUAAAGAUAAAUUAAUGCAAGCAGCUUUCAAAAGACCGAACUUGUCAGAGAAAUUCAAAGACAUACAACUCCUGCCUGACCAAUCGGCUCAUACACUACAGUACCGCAAAACUUUCCAACCAAUCACCUUAGCUCUCAGGAAAGCUAAUAUCAAAUAUCGAUGGGGACACCCCACAAACCUGGUGGUUACAAGAAAUAAUCAAAGCCAUAUAAUAUCUACCAUCCCUCAGGGCAUGGCUCUCCUCACCACCUGGGCAGAAAACCUUGACCAAGUAAAACACUCUAAUAUUUCCCUAUGCCCAUGGUCUGACCAUGACCUAGCUACAGUGACUUUCUGUUCAAUAGAACAAAACAGCACAAGACCCUCCUGGCGCCUUCCACACCACGUCUUCCAGGAUGCUUCUUUUAAAGAAAUUCUCAGAAAAGAUAUCAUAUUCUAUUCCCAAUCUAACGACAACAGACAGGUUAGGGAUGAUACUCUUUGGGGCGCAGCAAAAGCCACAUUUAGGGGCCUUAUAAUCCAGAGACAAGCUCAUCUAAAAAAACUCUUGGGUCUUCCCCUCUCUAUGUCUCAUAUUGAGCUACGCAGACUAGAACUCCUUAAUAGAAGCGCACCCUCGGACAUUACCAUAGACAAAAUUACAAAGAUUAAAAAUCAUAUUAAUCAGUUGGAACUAAAGCAUACCCAAGCCAACCUAUUUAAGUUAAAACAGAUCUCUUAUCACAAGAGUAAUGAGGCUGACACAUUUUUAGCUAAUAAGCUUAAAAACAGGGCAAGUUUAUCCAGAAUCCACCAUAUCCAAUCUGGAAAUCAGAUUUAUCGAAAACCCUCAGAGAUAGGCGCAUGCUUCGAAAAAUUUUACUCAAAACUAUACAAUUUAGAAAACAUUCAGGGUCAUUCACUAGCCCCUACCACUAAUAUUCAUUCCUUCCUAGACAACUUAAAACUCCCUAAACUGUCAUUAGAUGACCAAGAAGCGCUCUCAUCCCCUUUUACACUUAAAGAAAUUAAACAUGUAAUAACACAUAUGAAAACCUUUAAAACCCCGGGCCCAGGUGGCUACUCGGCAUCUUUCUAUAAAACAUACAUAAACAAACUAGCCCCACUACUCCUUAAAUUUUUCAAUCAGGCUAGAGAAGAAGGGAACUUUGCCAGAGAAUUCCUAGAAGCCACGGUAAUAACUAUCCCUAAACCACAAAAAGACCCAUCCCUUUGCUCCAAUUAUAGACCAAUAUCUUUAAUAAAUUUGGACGUUAAAAUCUACGCUAAACUGUUCGCUAUCCGUAUAUCUAAAUUAUUACCGCAACUCAUAAACUUAGACCAAGUCGGGUUCAUCCCAAACCACGAGGGCCCUGACAACACUAGACGACUGCUAAACAUUUGCACUGAAUCUACUAGACUUAACAAGCCAUUCUCUGCAAUCUCGUUAGAUGCAGAGAAGGCUUUUGACCGCGUAAGGUGGUCUUACCUAUGGGAGGUCCUCAGGACCUUUGGCUUUCCUGACCAAAUUGUUAAGGUGAUCCAGGCAUUUUAUUCGGCUCCCUCAGCAACGGUCAAGGGACUGGGAUUCCUUUUCCUCCCCUUUCCAAUCUCCAACGGCACUAGACAGGGGUGUCCUCUUUCACCUCUGCUCUUUGCCCUUGCGAUUGUACCGCUAGCUGAACAAAUCAGACAAGACAGGAAAGUAGACGGCGUUCGAAGGGUCUGCUGUGGCAGCGAGUAUGUGAAUAUUUCAGAAUAUACUUGCUGUUUGGGUUCCAAUGGAAACUUUAAAGUACAUCUGAAACAACACAACAACGAACAAUUCAAAUGCUGUAGCACUUUUCUCAUCCCAGUAAAAGAAGAAUGCUGUAACAGUGUUGGAUAUAAUCCAACAACUCAUAUAUGUUCAGACAAAAUAACAGCAGAAAUCUAUACCAAGGAAGAAAAGUGUAAUUUUCAUGUUGUGUGUCCCAUAUCAUUGUCUGCAACUGCAUAUUGUGGAGAAUGUCGUUUUGAUUCAUCUACUGAGUCUUGCUUCUGGUCCAGAGGAACUUUUAAUAAUUACACAAACACCACUGUGAAAGGGGAGAGUCUGUGCCAAACUAAAGAAAAGAUCAUUUAUGCUGGAGAUCCAGAUAAAUACACUUUUACUGAUAUCAACCUUGAUCCAUUCACUACUUAUGAAUACAGAGUUUCUUCAUGGAAUAGCUUUGAUAAUGUUCUCAGUCCUAUAAGUAGAAUACUUACUAAAGAAGAUAAACCUCAAGGAAUACGACCUCCAAGAUGGGCCAAUGUGGACAAUAAUGAAGAUAUGAUCAUUUUAAAAUGGAACAAACCUUCUAGACCCAAUGGUGUUGUUCAUUAUAUUGUUGUUCGUGAUGGAAUAGAGAUAUUUAGGGGUCAGGAACAAAGUUUCAAAGACAAAAGAGGAAUUCGUCCAUUUAUUGAAUACGUCUACCAGCUUAGAGCAUGCACAGCUGCUGGCUGUUUAGAAAGUGAUAAGGUUAUUGCAGCUACUAAACUAGCUGUUCCACAAGAUGUUUCUCCACCAAAUAUUCUGCCUGUGAACUCUACCGCAUUGCAUUUGAUUUGGUCAACACCUAAAACACCUAAUGGUAAAAUCAAGGAGUAUCAGAUUUAUCAAACUGAUGAAGGUCUUGUCUAUACAAGUACAACCGGAAAGAAGCAAUACACUUUAGGAGGUUUGGAACCUUAUACAAACUACAGCUUCUCACUCAUAGCCUGCACAUCUGCCGGAUGCACUGCCAGUGAAGCUUCUUCAAGUCAAACAUUGCAAGAUUCUCCCCAGGGAGUGUGGUCAAAGCCCUGUCACAUCAAAAUCAAUGCAUCAGUACUGGAACUAUAUUGGAACGAACCAGAUAAGCCCAAUGGGAUUAUUUCUCAGUACAGACUUAUACGGAACAGAGAAGUCAUUUCCACAAGAAGUGGAGAAUAUCUGAAUUUCACUGAUGUUGGCCUGCAGCCCAACAGCAGGUAUAUUUACCAGCUGGAAGCCAGCACCAAUGCUGGAAGUAAUCUAAGUAAGAUUUAUGUCAUUGAAACGUCACUUGCAACUCCAGAAAAAAUCUCAGUCCCAAACAAUGUGACUGUGUUGGGACCUCAUUCUUUAUUUUUAUCUUGGGAUACCCCAGGUACAUUUGAUGCCAAAGUAAAUUUGAAAUAUAACAUUUUGUUGAAUGCUUGUGCAACUGAUUCACAAGUUUAUGCUGCUGGGGAAGAGCACUUUAUUAUCUUAGAAGAUUUAAAUCCAUAUACUCAAUAUAAUAUAAGACUACAAGCAUGCCAGAAUGGUAGUUGUGGUGUAAGUGAUAAUGUGUGUGCCAGAACUGUUGAAGCAAUUCCGGAGGACCUUAACCUCCCACAUGUUAUGGCACUUGGACCCAAAACUGUUAAGGUGCAAUGGGCUCCACCUCUAAAGCCAAAUGGGAUAAUCCACCAAUAUUUCAUUCACAGUGCUCAUUCGGUUGGGUAUCUGCAACGGGACCUGGAUGCCCAGAAGCAGGAGUUGACACGCUUGGAGAAAACCCUGAAGUCGUCAUUAUCGAUGGAUGACCUUAACAAACUGCUGACAUCUGUGAAAACAUCAAUUGCAGAAUUAAAAUCUACAAUCGAAAAUAGGAAGAGGCAAAAAUUCCAAAGAGACGAAGAAGAUUAUAGAAGUGGUAAUGUAUACCGCUGGACCCAAGAUGAUAACAGGAAGAAACCGGGCUCCAAUAGAUGGCGUAGACAGCGCUGCAAACGUAAGCCCGUCGUCAUCAGCAAACGACUCCUCGGGGGACUCAGGAGGAAGUGGAGGAGAGGCGGCAGAAAACAUCGCCGCAAACAAGACGGAUACGGUUCGAAAAGUCUCCAAGUCACAGAGGGUAACCCGGAGCAGGAACAUCCGCAACUAACGGUGAACAUCUCGAGCCAUGAAUUAACAGACAUUGAGAAAGAGAGGGACUUGCAUGCCUUUUUUAGAAAUAUAAAGUUAAAGGCAUUUUUUUCAAAUCAUGACAAAACCACUGUUAACCCUAUAGGGGAAGGCAAUUCACUAUUGGGUAAUAAUAAUCUUUUGCUGGAUGUAUUAAAUCUGAGAAAUAAGAGUUUGUUUACACCUAGUGUAUAUAACAACAGCAUUGAAACAUUUAUACAACUAGUCCUUAAAGAUAUUGAUGUGUUAAAAGAUGUCACAUCUUUGUACACAUCAAUCACACAUGAGAGUGGGCUAGGAGCUAUGAGACAAGCUAUUUUCACUAGCAAUAGUUUUACUGAUUUUCAGUGUGAAUUUAUCCUAGAAUUGUUACAAAUGGUCCUCUACUGCAAUUCUUUCCUCUUUCAGGAUUCAUUUUACAUCCAAUGCCAAGGCACUGCAAUGGGGUCCAAUGUCGCCCCCACAUAUGCCAAUGUCUUCAUGAAUAUCUAUAAGGAGAGGCGUAUUGCUGGAAAUGAGAAUGACGUUCUUGUAUUCACUUGGUCUGCAGGAAUUUUAGAGUAUGUGGACUCUUCAAAUGAUCUGCAGCCUUAUACAGCAUAUGAAUAUAGUGUUACAGCCCAAAACCUCAUGGGCUAUGUGGAAAGUUUAUGGACUUUAAUUCAUACCCUUGAGGCUGCACCAGAGUACAUAGAAUCUCCUUUUGUUCACGUACUGAGUGCUUACUCUCUGUUUGUGAACUGGACGCAGCCUGGUUUUCCUAAUGGGGUUAUAAAGUAUUAUCGUGUCAUUUAUAAAGUGAGUCGUGGUGAUCAAACUCCCAACCACAACAUCAGAGCAUUAACUGUAAAUGUUCUAAAGAUAUCUGAUAUCUCCUGCUUUGAUGCAAAAUGUGAGAAACGUGCAGCAGGGAUUGAAGUGGAUUCUUCUGUCAAAGGAGCAUCCACAGGCCAUUGGGGUUGCAGACUAGGAGAGGGUUUAGUUUUGCAGCUGGAGCUGGCCAUGGGCGACUGUUCUGCGGCAAAGUAUGAGGGCAUGGGUACAUUCCAUCAUGCUGAAGUAUUUGGUCUGCUUCCUGCUACAAUAUAUGAUAUUUGCAUCGAAGUUAUAAACAGUGCUGGAAAAAUGUCAAGCCCAUGGAUUUUUGUGCAAACAUUGGAAGCCUCUCCAAGUGGACUGAAUAAUUUUACUGUGGAAAAGAAAGAGACUGGCAGAGCUUUACUUCUUAAGUGGCAGGAGCCAAAAAGGACGAAUGGAAUACUAAAGAUGUAUAACAUUUUCAGUGAUGCCCAUCUUGAAUACAGUGGUCUGACCCACCAGUUUUUAUUCCGACGCCUUGAAUCAUAUACAAAUUAUACAUUAGUUCUAGAAGCUUGUACUGCAGCUGGUUGCACAAGGACUUUCCCUCAAAUUAUACAAACAGAUGAAGCUUCACCUAUAUCUCAGGCGCCACCUGAGGCCCAGUUACUUAACAGCAGUAAAAUUGAACUAAAAUGGUCCCCUCCGAUUCACCCAAAUGGCAAAGUUACACACUAUAAUAUAAUAAAGAGGAGUGAACAAGCAAAUUCUUCUAGAAAAACAAGAGAUGAAAAAAUUAUCUACACAGAAAUUGAGACUGAUCGUACUAUAUUUAAAUAUACUGAUGAAGAGUUACACCCCUGGACAAGUUAUGAAUAUAAAAUACGUGCAUGGAAUUCUGCUGGACAUACAGAUAGUUUGUGGACAGCUGUUCAAACAGGACAAGCAGCACCCAGCAGACUUCCACCUCCCAAAGUGUUUCAUGUAGAAGAUAGUCCUCAUCAGUUGACAAUCUUUUGGGAAAAACCAGGAGAGGAAAAUGGCAUAAUACUUUCAUACAGACUCAAUAGAAAUAACAGUACAUUUCCUUUUAGCUUUGACUCUGCAACCUUUAAUUAUACUGAUGAUGAAUUAUUGGCUUAUUCUGAUUACAGUUAUUCUGUAAUAGCUUGCACCAUAGGAGGCUGCACCACCAGUGAUCCAACAUUUAUAAAAACGUUAGAAGCUCCACCAUCUUCAGUAGAUCCACCAAAUGUAUAUUCAUUGAGCUCUACUGAAAUCAAUGUGACUUGGUCAUCACCAUUAAUACAAAAUGGAAAGAUAACAAAUUAUAGUAUUCAAUUAGGUGCUGAAAAUUAUUUUGCUGGAAAAAGUUUAUUAAGAAUUAUAUCGGACCUUAAGCCUUUUACAUUGUACAAUAUCAGUGUACUUGCAUGCACCAAUGGAGGGUGUACAUCUAGCUUGUCCACUUUAUAUAGAACAAUGGAAGCUCCUCCACAAGAUAUGAAAGCUCCAAGCUUCCAAGUAACAGGACCUGAGUCUGUAAAAGUAAUGUGGAAAUUUCCAGAAAAGCCUAAUGGUGAAAUUAGAAGAUAUGAGCUAAGAAGAGAUGAUAUUUUGAUCUAUGCUGGAUCGGAUACACAUUAUUAUGACUUUGCACUAGAACCAGGAAUAGAAUACAGCUAUACUAUAACAGCAAUCAAUGAGCAAGGCCGUACUAUAAGCCCAUCUGCAAAAGUUAAAAGUCUUUCAUCUUCUCCUUCUGGAAUGGAGCCUCCUAAAAUGAAUACCAGAAGUGCACAUGAGGUAUUGGUGUCCUGGAGCCCUCCAUCAAGGCCCAAUGGUGACAUUAUCAACUACACUUUAUCUAUCCGUCACUCUGUGGAAACAGAAGUGAAAAUAUAUUAUUUUAACAAUUCAUUUGCCUCCUAUAUGGGUCGUUCCUUCAUAAUGAAAGAUUUAAAACCAUAUAGUCAGUAUGAAGCAAAGGUAGAAGCUUGUAAUGUAUUAGGAUGUGCCUUAAGUGAAUGGGCAACUGGCUACACUUUGGAAGCCCCGCCUGAAAUGCAACCUGCUCCCAUUAUUGACCUGCAGACCAAUCAGCAAGUGCCUGUCCUGAUUUGGAAUGGCCCAAAGCAUCCUAAUGGGAAAAUAUUAUACUAUGAACUCUAUCGUCAAAAAAUACAAGAUUUAGAAGAUAUUGCUCAUUCUGAAUUGGUUUUCAAUCGGUCAUCAACUUUGUUCAAGGACAUCGAUGUGUUACCAUACACAGAAUACAAAUAUCAGCUAUGGGCAGUAAAUUCUGCUGGGAAAACUGCAAGCUCAUGGACGUACUGCAAAACUGGCCCUGCGGACCCCGAAGGAAUCCUUGCACCCACAUUCAGCAAUGUGUCUUCCACACAAGCGGUGGCAAACAUACCUCCUCCAACACAACCAAAUGGGAUUGUUAGUUUAUAUAGACUAUAUGCCACAAACAAUGAUGGGGCCGAUACUGUGUUGUCAGAAGGAACGUCCAAUAUGCAAAUGAUCUAUGGUUUGAAACCUUUCACCAAUUACUCUAUUAGUGUGGAAGCCUGCACCUGCUUAAAAUGCUGCAGUAGGGGACCGAGAGUUCAAAUAACUACUCAGCCAGCCGCACCUUCUCAGCAGCCAUCUCCACUUAUAACAGAUGUAACUUCAAGAGCAGUUUCUCUACACUGGAACAAGCCACAGUCGCCCAAUGGUAUUAUCGAAAAUUAUGAGGUUCACAUACAAAUCUCCUGCCCUCAACCAAUACAAAUAGUUCUUAUGUUGUGUAUGCCAGGACCAACUGAAGUGAAAUGUGCUGGAAAAGAUGAGAGUUGUAACAUAACUGACCUGGAACCAUAUACAAAUUACAGCAUACGGGUGGUCUCUUUCAACUCCGUAGGUAGCACUGCUUCAGAGUGGAUCAGUUGCAUUACUCAAAAAGAAAAACCAGUCUAUAAUACUCUCCCUAGUAUUUCAAGUAAUAUGACAACAAUAUUCUUGGACUGGAGUCUCAGCUUUCAGCUCAAUGGACAUUUAAAAGAAUUUAUUUUAACGGAAAGAAAACAACGCAUUUAUAGCGGACUAGACACAAGCAUCUACAUUCAGAGAACAACAGAUAAAACAUUUUUCUUUCAGGUAAAAUGCAUCACUGAUAUGGGAAGUGUAUCUACGCCAAUAGUUAAAUACAACUCUGCAACUGGACUUGAUCCAGUAUUGACUUUUCCAAGUGCGAAAAAUGAAACUGAGACCAGCGGUACUAUAAUCUACACUGAACUGUGGUUUAUAAUUGUGAUGGCAAUCUUGGGGUUAAUAUUACUAGCUGCUUUCCUGUCACUUGCCCUGCAAAGGAAGCUGAGAAAGCAGCCAUAUGCUAGAGAACGUCCUCCCUUAGUACCGCUACAGCAGAGGAUAUCUUCAUCUAGCAGUUACUCACAAAAUGGGACCUAUAUGUGUGAACCAGUUGCUGAUGUAUCCUCAUCACAUCGUAUCAUGUUAAAAAGUUACACAAUGCACGCAGAGGGCAUAUCUGAUAUAUCAAUCCCUGGAUUAGAAACUCACUGCACCCACAAUAUUACUGCAGUACGCAAGUCAAGCCAGAUCAGCCACAGCUUCUCGCAGAAUUCUCUUUAUCGCAGUGCCAGCGAGCUGAUUACGUCACAUGACAAAAAGUCCCUCGUAGACAGCUCAGUAUGGGACAGCGGAAUUCAUGGACAUGACAGUAGAAUGUAUGUGGAUGAUGAAGAUCUCAUCAGUACAAUUAAAAGCUUCAGCACAAUGACUAAACAACAUACCGCCUUUACAGACACACCAUUAUAAAACAGUUUAAAAGAAUCAUCUGUAAGAAAACAGAAAGAUGUUUACUGUACUUUCACAUGGCAAAACAAUUUGCUAAAAUUAUUGCAAUAAUCCUGCAGAACUACA